AUGAUGGUGUGGGCACUUGAGGGGAGGUGGCAACUUGGUGCUCAGGUUUUUCAGAUUGUGCCGAGGUUCUCCAACUUCAGUACGGGGUUCUCCAACUUCGGCGUCAGGUUCUACAAACUCGGUGGUCGGUUCGGUAACUUCGGAGUCAAGUUCUCCAACUCCUGGCCGAGGUUGCCAACGGUUUAA
Molecule: messenger RNA, 186 nt
Organism: Microbotryum saponariae
Lineage: Eukaryota; Fungi; Basidiomycota; Microbotryomycetes; Microbotryales; Microbotryaceae
Source: the annotation of a GenBank genome assembly